Messenger RNA from Fukomys damarensis (Damara mole-rat), 1238 nucleotides. It is a transcript of the gene Kank3, whose product is annotated as KN motif and ankyrin repeat domains 3. The transcript has 9 exons. The record is from RefSeq and is a predicted model, not a curated record. Gene Ontology annotation, biological process: negative regulation of actin filament polymerization. Gene Ontology annotation, molecular function: protein binding. The coding region runs from base 46 to 1128 and encodes 360 amino acids. Lineage: Eukaryota; Metazoa; Chordata; Mammalia; Rodentia; Bathyergidae. Gene Ontology annotation, cellular component: cytoskeleton; cytoplasm.
CCCGGGGACAAGGCCGUGGCCCCGGCGGGCACCAUCAAGUCCAUCAUGAAGAAGAGAGACAGCACCGCUGCUGCCCGCCCCAGCCCGGUACCCAAGAGCCUGCAGUUCGUUGGCGUAGUCAACGGAGAGUACGAGAGCUCGUCCAGCGAGGACGACAGCGACAGCAGCGACAGCCAAGACGGCGCCCCGAAGCCCCCGAGGAGCAGCUCUUCGGGCUCGGGGGACGAAAGCGGUGGCGAUGUUGGUGACCCGGGGCCAGAGGCAAAGGCGGAAGCAGAGCCCCAGCCCGGGACCCAGGGAGGGUACGAGCUGGGCCAGCGGUUGCGCGAGGCUUGCGCUGCGCUGCUGAGACAGCUGAGCCGACCCCACGGAGUGGCCCGCGACAGCAACGCGGCGCUCCUGGUGGCCCAGGAAUGGUUCCGGGUGUCCAGCCAGCGGGGUUCCCAGGCCGAGAUGGUGGCCGCGGCGCUGCGCUGGCUGGCGCGCCUGGGACUCCCGCUGCUGAAGCACGUGGUGAACCUGGCGGAUGACGACGGGAACACGGCCCUGCACUACAGUGUGUCCCACGGGAACCUGACCAUCUCGAGCCUGCUGCUGGACACCGGAGUCUGUGAGGUCAGCUGCCAGAACCGCGCCGGCUACUCGGCCCUCAUGCUGGCCGCACUCACCUCUGCGGAGCCAGAGGACAUGGCUGUGGUCCGGAGGCUCUUCAGGAUGGGUGACAUCAAUGCCAAGGCCAGCCAGACUGAACAGACGGCCCUCAUGCUGGCCAUCAGCCAUGGCCGCCAGGAUAUGGUAGCAGCCCUGCUGGAAUGCGGAGCUGAUGUGAACGCACAGGACGCAGAUGGUGCCACAGCACUCAUGUGCGCCAGCAAGUGCGGGCACCUGGACACCGUCCGGCUGCUGCUGGCCCAGCCAGGCUGUGACCCUGCCAUCCUGGACAGUGAGGGCACUAGCGCCCUGGCCAUAGCCCUGGAGGCGGAGCAGGAUGAGGUGGCCGCUCUGCUCCACGCCCACCUGAGCUCCAACCAGCCUGGUUCCCAGAACCAGUCACCCCUAGACUCUCCUGCAGCCACACCCAGUGAAGGUGAGUGCAGUGAGGUCAGACAGGACUCCCAGCCUCAAUGAGCAGCCAGCAACACCGGACCGGACUCCGGGAGCUCCUUCCCUCCCCACCUCAGCACCUGGAUCACACACCCAUCCACUCUCUCCAACUCUUUUCCUAAUAAAACACUGCU